UUCCGUCGCGCAGAGUAGUAGGUCCAGUUAUUUUCUCUGCGCUGUUGUUUCUAUUCAAUUCUUUUCUGAUUUUUGAUCGGAUUCAAAAAAAUUAAAGAAGAAAUAUACACAAGAAGCACAACGAAACAGACAGAAUUUCUGUACAUCCAAGUUUGAAUUAUUUAUUCUAUAUAUAUAGCGAGUGUGAAUCGGUGCAUCUACUACUAUUACUUCAAUCAAAUUUCGGAUUGCGAGGAUCAACGGCUGAAACAUUUGAAUUUCCAAUUUCCGUCACCUCUCAAUCGUCACUUUCCAUCAGCGGACCAUGGGUGCGACCGGGUUACCGCUCAUCUAUUCGGCCGUCUUGCUGGCCCUCUGCGUCUCCUACAUUCAAGGCCGAGUCGGGUUUGAGAAGCUGUCGGAAAUGGACUACCGGGGCAACACUUACUACACCAUCCGCAAUUUAUCCCUUUACGAAUGCCAAGGAUGGUGCCGGGAGGAACCCGAUUGCGCCUCGGCGUCCUUCAGUUUCGUGGUCAACCCGUUGGCGCCCGUCCAGGAGACCGUCUGUUUGCUCCAGAACGAGACGACCGGAUCCAACCCGACCGUCAAUCCGCAAAAGGCCGUGUCGACUUAUUACAUGAUCAAGCUCAACAUCAGAUCGGAAAAUGUUUGCAACCGACCGUGGACUUUUGAGAGAGUGCCAAACAAAAUGCUUCGUGGUUUGGACAACGCGCUCAUCUUUACGGCCACCAAAGAGUCUUGCCUGGCCGCCUGCCUCAACGAGAAGCGAUUCGUUUGCCGCUCGGCCGAGUACAAUUACAUCACCACCAAGUGCCACCUGAGCGAACACGAUCGGCGAUCGGUGGAGGACUCGAUCGAAUUGGUCGACGCCCAGGGAGUCGAUUACUUUGAGAAUCUCUGCUUGAAAGCCGCCGACGGAUGUCGAGGAGUCCGCCAGUACGCCGUGCCGUCCAUCGGCGUCGCUGACGAUCGCGUCGCUCAUCACGCCGGCGUCUAUUUCUACGUCGACAAGGAAUUAUUGGCGAGCAAUGAAGCGGCGUGUCAACGUGCCUGCCAAGUGGAGAACGAAUUCCUCUGUCGCUCCUACCUGUUCAAGGAGAGCUCGGCCGGCCUGGAGUACAACUGCCAGCUGUACCAUUUGGAUCAUUUCUCACUGCCGGAUGGACCCAGCACUUUUCUCACCACCGACCGGCCGCUGCUCGACGACGGAGAACCUGUUGGCAAAUUCGUCGAAAACGUUUGCAUCAGUCCUGAAGGACUUGGUGAGCUCACCGGUGGACAGGAACCCGUCAGCGGCGGAUUAACCGGUGGAACUGGUGGCAGUGGGAUCGGGGGAAGCGGCGGAAGUGGAUCAGGAGGAAUUGGCGGAAUUGGCGGAAGUGGAAGUCAAGGAAGCGGAAGUGGAUCUGGAAAUGUUGGCGACGGAUCAGGAAUCGGAGGAAGUGGGUCUGGAUCUGGAAUUGGUGGAAGCGGAUCUGGAUCUGGAAUUGGCGGAAGCGGAUCCGGCUCUGGCGGAAGUGGAUCUGGAAGUGGCGGAAGUGGAAGUCCCGGAACUGGUGGUGGAUCAAUUGGAAGCGGCGUCAGCACGCCUCGGCCAGCCCGCCCUACUCGCCCAGGUCUUAACGUUGGAACCGAAUUGGGAACUGGAUCAACUGGAUCAACUGGAUCAACUGGCAGUGGGAGCGGCGGCAGUAACACUGGGCUCAUUGGCGAUGGAUCAGGCGGAAUCAGCGGAGGCGAUCAAACCGGUCCUACUGAAAGUGACAUCAACUGCGACCGUACUGGAACCUGUUACGAUGUCGGAGUUCAUUGUCGUGAUACCAAGAUCGAAGUUCUCGUUAAAACCAACCGGCCCUUUAGCGGUCGCGUUUACGCUCUCGGUCGCAGUGAAACUUGCAACAUCGACGUCCAGAAUAGCGACAGCUUCCGGUUGGACUUGACCAUGAACGGCGGCGACUGUAACACCCAAUCCAUGUCGGGCAUGUUCACCAACACCAUCGUCCUCCAGCACCACAGCGUCGUCAUGACUAAAGGCGACAAGAUUUACAAGAUUAAAUGCACCUACGACAUGUCGCCGCGCAACGUUUCCUUCGGCAUGAUGCCCAUCAGAGAUCCGGACAUGAUCAGCAUCACUUCCGCACCGGCUGCACCACCUCCACGCAUCCGCAUUUUGGAUCCCACCGGUGGCGAUGUCGAAACUGUUCGUAUCGGAGAUCGACUCAUUUUCCGCAUUGAAAUUCCCGGCAACACUCCCUACGGCAUUUUCGCUCGCAGCUGUCUUGCCAUGGCCAAAGACUCCAGAAGUACCUUUCAGAUCAUCGACGACGACGGUUGCCCAACUGAUCCAUCCAUCUUCCCUCGCUUCGUUCCGGACGGAACUGCUCUGCAGAGCACCUACGAAGCUUUCCGCUUCACCGAGAGCUACGGUGUCAUCUUCCAGUGCAACGUGCGAUAUUGUCUAGGACCUUGCGAACCGGCUAAUUGCCAAUGGGGAAGAGACACGAUAGAAUCCUGGGGACGUAAGCGCCGUAGUGCCGAGAAAGUUGAAAAGACCGAAGAGGACAUGACCAUGUCGCACGAAAUUCUCGUUCUUGACUUUGGAGAUGAAGAUACGAAAUUCAGCCACCGACAGACUGCCACCUUGCCGGCCAAUUUCCCCAACAACAGUACUUACACAGUGCAUGAAGAGACGGUGACCGUAUUCAACAGCACUUGCCCAACAAAGACGUCCGUCCUGGCGUUGGCCGUCACCUGCGCACUUCUCUUAUUACUGUACAUCUGCACCGUGUUCUACUUCCUCAUGCGCCGCUGGUUGGGACCCGACAAGAGCGUCUAAGAUUAUAUACAAACCCACAUCUAUAAUCAAGGUGUGGAAUCCUAAUAUCUAAAAAACACGGGACAUAUUUUCCGAUCGUGAAGCCCUCCUCCUAAACAUAAUCGUUAUAUCCAUUCGUCGUCACGUCAAUUUCGCUAGAUAUUCAUUGAAUUUCCAUUUAUCAUUUUUUUUUUGUUAAUUAUUAUUUGCUUGAUUUGUUAAAGCAGCGCUUUAACAUGACUUCUGGUUGAAUCUUUUUUUGUUUUUCUUCCUUGGUGGACCUACAGGGAACUGGUCCAUUUUAGUAAUUUAUUAUCCUAUAUAAUCUUUUUAGGUGUUUCAAAACUAGCCCAGGGCAAUUUUGUUGAGUGGUGCUUAUUACGGCAGAUCUUAUCCUGGUUUUUCUCUAGCACACUUGUUAUAAUGUAAAUAUGAUUUAAGUGGGGGGGAUGACUUAUAUAUAAAUGAAGUCUUCAAAAUUCUAAUAUUCUUGGGAAACCGGUUGUAGUUGGAAACGAAACAAAAAAAUAACCGUUUUUAUUAUCGAAUGUUUCUUCGUUUAUGUUUUUCCCUGCCCCAUAAUAAAACUUUGUCUGCAGUAUGAAUAAACUGAUUCACACUAGUAAUGUUUGGGAAAUC
This is a messenger RNA of Daphnia pulicaria, 3457 nucleotides long. RefSeq lists its product as uncharacterized. The transcript has 15 exons. NCBI's taxonomy places the organism in Eukaryota, Metazoa, Arthropoda, Branchiopoda, Diplostraca, Daphniidae. The record is from RefSeq and is a predicted model, not a curated record. Bases 305 to 2839 code for a protein of 844 amino acids.